AUGUGGCGCGACCGCAUUUCCGGCCAGUCGACUCCCCCCAGCGUGAAUCGCGCUCCCUCUCUACCCCGGUCAUCCUCCGCCCAACUCUCCCGGGGCCCCUAUAACAACCGACCCGGCGCGACCCCAAGAACCUCGUCCACAUCUUUACUAUUGACCCCGAGUGACUCGACGACCUCCCUUCCAGGUACGGGGCGUGGAUCAAAUGGCACGGGAUUGAGACAAACAAGCGGCCAGCGGCCCCGUCCGGCCUCCGUCCCGGACCCAUUAGAGGUAUUGAAUGGGAUCAUUGGCACAGGAAAGGCGGACAAGGUCGCCCCGCAGCUAGCGACCCAGUCAGGAUCAAGGCCAACGGACCUGGUAGAGGCGAUUGAUUUCAAUGGAUUGAGCCUGGAGCAGUUCGUUGCCAAAGUCGACGUGGCGCAGUCAACCCGAAAGACCACGAGAAGUGAGGUCAACGCGCAAACAGUGAAGCAAUUCGAUCAAGAGCGGGAUAAGUUCCAGGACCUACACACGUCAAUAACUGGCUGUGAUGAUGUAUCGAAGUCGGUCGAGCUAUACUUGAAUGAUUUUCAGACGGAACUGGGUGUAGUCUCAGCCGAGAUUGAAACCCUGCAGACACGCUCCACGCAACUGAACGCGAUGCUGGAGAACCGACGGAACGUGGAACGACUAUUGGGCCCGGCAGUGGAGGAAAUAAGCAUCUCGCCCAAAGCGGUUCGCACGCUUGUCGAGGGCCCUAUGGAUGAGAACUGGGUGCGCGCAUUGAAUGAGAUGGACGCCCGGACAACCAGCAUAGAAGACAAGGCAUCAUCUUCAAGCGGUUUUAAGGCAAUUGAAGAUGUGCGGCCACUUUUGGUGGAUGUGAAAAACAAGGCGAUUGAACGAAUCCGAGAUUAUCUGGUGUCGCAGAUUCGAGCCAUGCGGUCCCCAAACGUCAAUUCCCAAAUUAUCCAGCAGCUACGGCUGGUGAAGUUCAAGGACCUUUACAGUUAUCUCUUGAAGGCACAUCCGAAGCUUGCAGAGGAGAUCUCCCAGGCCUAUAUCAAUACCAUGCGCUGGUAUUAUACUUCCAACUUCACCCGUUACCUCCAGGCCCUUGAGAAGAUCAAGACUUACCCGAGUGAUCGGAACGAAGUGCUAGGAGGCGAUCCCUCCGCCCACCGAACAGGCAAUAUUCUCUCUGGCGGCCGAGCUGGCUCUGCCGCCCACGAUCCUUUCUCCCUGGGUCGGCGGAUCGAUAUUCUUCGAAACGGCAACCAACAGGCCUUGUCGUCCUACCUAGCGGAAGAAGACAAUGCCUAUCAUGGAAUCGAAGUACCAUUCCGAAAUUUCAAUGUUGCGCUGGUGGACAACGUGUCUGCUGAGUAUUCAUUCCUCACCGAGUUUUUCUCUCCAUUGACAUUCCAUCAAAUCUCGCGCAAGGUGAUGGAAAUCUUCGAGGCGGUCUUCGCCCUGGGACAAAAUCUUACGAAGAAGCUGAUCGACACCACUACCGACUCACUGGGUGUCUUGAUGUGUGUGCGUCUAAACCAGCACUCAGCCUUUGAGCUCCAGCGCCGUAAAGUUCCUGUCGCCGAUUCCUACGUGAAUGGCAUCAACAUGCGUCUUUGGCCGCGCUUCCAGGUGAUCAUGGAUCUUCAUGGGGAAUCUCUCAAGCGAGUUGGCUCCAACACCGGACGCAGUGCGGUUUCGGCGCUCUCUCUUGUGGGCGGAGACGAUUUGAAGCAGUCAUCGGCACCACACUUUUUGACACAACGUUUUGGGCAGCUUUUACACGGCAUCCUUGUCCUCAGCAGUGACGCUGGGGAUGAUGAGCCUGUCGCAAACAGCUUGGCCCGAUUGAGAAGUGAAUUCGACACGCUUCUGGCGAAGCUGAGUCGAAAUGGCACCGACGCCAAGCGCAGAGAGCGAUUUCUGUUUAACAAUUAUUCAUUGAUAUUGACCAUCAUUAGUGAUACCCAAGGCAAAUUAGCAACCGAGCAGAGACAGAUGUCUUGCAAUCGGGAGUUGAUCGACCGAGGCAGAGCCGGCGAUCGGCGCGAUCUCCGUCCGCGGGGUCACCUCCGUAUCCCGUCGCCAAUUGCUGGUCAAUUGUUGCAACUCCUCAAUCCGCUCUACCUGGCAUGUCGCGCGAGAGUCCACCGCGCGGACUUCACACAUGCUGUAAUUGGUGCCGGUGUCGUUGGGCUUGCAGUCGCAAGACAACUGGCAGCGCACGAGGGCACGUCUACCAUCCUCCUCGAGCGACACGAUGCACCGGGGACCGAGACCAGCAGUCGCAACUCCGAGGUCAUCCAUGCCGGCCUCUAUUACCCGGCCGACUCCCUGAAAACAAAGCUCUGCAUUCGUGGCCGCAACCUCCUCUACGAUCUCUGCUCUAAGCACGCCAUCCCCCACCGCAACACCAAAAAAUGGAUUGUUGCUCAAACCCCCGAACAAUGGGAAGCCUGCCUACGUGUCCACGCCCAUGCUCAGUCCUUAGGGGACGCCCCGACCCGGCUCGUCGGCGCCGCAGAAGCGGCCGCCCGCGAGCCUGACGUCAAAGCCGACGCCGGCAUCGUCGAGAGUGAGACCACCGGAAUCGUGGACAGCCACUCACUGAUGACAUAUCUACAAGGCGACUUUGAAGACCGUGGCGGCGACUGCGUGUUCAAGACGCGUGUUACCGGCGUCGAGCCUGUCGCUGGCGGCGGGUAUCAGAUUACGGCUGUAUCAGACGAAGAUGGCUCCGUGACGAGCAUUACCGCUGACACAUUGAUCAACAGCGCAGGACACGGCGCUUGCGCGAUAAACAACCUCAUGCUCCCGGCGGAGCGUCAUCGUUUCCCGCAUUAUGCGAAGGGCACAUACUUCUCGUAUGGUGCGUCGCGACCGCGCACGUCGGUGCUGGUGUACCCAGUGACUCUUCCGGGCUAUGGUGGUCUGGGCACGCAUUUGACGCUUGACAUGGGCGGGCGGAUUCGCUUCGGGCCGGAUGUCGAAUGGGUGGAUGAUCCGAAUGAUCUGCAGCCUAGUAGUGCGCGUUUGGAACAGGCUAUCCCGGAGAUCUUGUCCUAUAUGCCUGGCGUGGACCCAUCCGCUAUUGCGUUGGAUUACUGCGGUAUCCGGCCAAAGCUGGGUCGUGGCGGUGCGGUGAAUGUGGGCAAGGGAUUUCAGGAUUUUGUCAUCCAGGAGGAAGAGGGCUUCCCUGGGUUCGUGAACCUGUUGGGGAUUGAGAGUCCUGGGUUGACGAGUUGCCUGGCUAUUGGGGAGAUGGUUGAUGAGAUCCUCUAUCGGUAA
Messenger RNA from Penicillium canariense, 3279 nucleotides. RefSeq lists its product as uncharacterized. NCBI's taxonomy places the organism in Eukaryota, Fungi, Ascomycota, Eurotiomycetes, Eurotiales, Aspergillaceae. The coding region runs from base 1 to 3279 and encodes 1092 amino acids. The record is from RefSeq and is a predicted model, not a curated record. The transcript has 7 exons. Gene Ontology annotation, biological process: retrograde transport, endosome to Golgi; endocytic recycling; Golgi to vacuole transport. Gene Ontology annotation, molecular function: oxidoreductase activity; syntaxin binding. Gene Ontology annotation, cellular component: GARP complex.